AUGGCCUUCUCCAAGUCUUCGCUGCUCGCUACGGCCCUCGUGGCCAUGAGCUCGGUUGUCUCGGCCCAGAGCAACUCGGCCUCGUACGACCAGGUCGCCCAAAUCCAGCUCACCUUCCCGGCUGCCGACCUCACCCCCGUGCCCGUCCCCGCCAACUGGCUCGACAUCCAGGGCGUCCUCAACGUCACGUUCGGCGACGUGGCCGUGUCGAACAUCGGCGACAAGCUCACCGUCGCACAGGUGCAGUCCGCCCCCUCAUUCCGCAUCAGCGCCCAGACGCCCGCCGCCUCGUCCAACUCGGUCUUCGGCGAGGGCAAGCUCUUCACCAUCGCCUUCCUCGACGCCGGCGUCGCGGGAAAGAACACCAGCACCGAGGUGUUCAACCACUAUCUCGGCAACAACUUCACCAUCGACGCCUCCUCGGGCGAGCUGCGCAACCAGACCGGCGCGCGCGUCAACUACGGCGCCCCGCGUCCCGACACCAACGACGGCCCGCACCGAUACAUGCAGCUCGUCUUCCAGCAGUUUGAGAACUUCACCGCGCCCGCCUCGCCCGCCGCCGGCGCCUCCAUCUCCAACCUCGAGCUCCAGAACUACUACCGCCAGGCCAACGGCGGUCUCGGCAAGAUCGUCGCCGCCAACUACAUCCAGAUCGAGGUCGGCCAGGCCGCCGCCCCCUCCUCCACCGCCCCCGUCUCUCAGGCCAGCGUCACCGCCCUUGCUGCCAGCAAGAGCGGCGCGGCCGGCGGAAAGGCCACCGGCUCCACCUCGGGCUCCGCUGCCGGCGCCACCAACUCGUCGGGCGGUAACGCCAGCGCGGCCGCCUCGUCGCUCGCUUCGGUCUCGGUCGCCGGCAUCGUCGCCAUGGGCUCGGCUGCUCUCCUUGGCGCUGCCAUGCUCUAA
This is a messenger RNA of Moesziomyces antarcticus, 903 nucleotides long. Its product is annotated as nucleus protein. The record is from RefSeq and is a predicted model, not a curated record. Bases 1 to 903 code for a protein of 300 amino acids. NCBI's taxonomy places the organism in Eukaryota, Fungi, Basidiomycota, Ustilaginomycetes, Ustilaginales, Ustilaginaceae. The transcript has a single exon.